AUGCGAACAAAAAAAAAUUUACGCCUGCCUCCUCCACUGUUGACCUCUGUGAAUCAGGUGUCAGAGGGAGUCCAGGUGACGCUGCAGUGUUCAGUCCCAGUGCCCUGCUCCAUCCUGCCCCCCACCUUAACCUGGCUCCCUAGAGACAACUCCAGGCAGGAGCAGACACUAAUGCAACAGAAUGUGGAUGGACAGAUGAUCAUGACGUCUACACUGACCUUCACAGCCUCAGCCAACCAUCACAACCAGAGCAUCGCCUGCUCUGUCUCCUACCCGCUGACAAAAGGGGGCAGCACUCAGCCGUCUGCAACGACUCAGAGACUUGACGUCCUGUACGCUCCUAGAUUCACUGUGGCUACACUCAGCACGUCUGGUCCUGUUUCUGAGGGCCGCACUGUGGUGUUUACAUGUUCGAGUGAUGCCAACCCCCCUGUGAGCCUCUACACCUGGUACAGAGCAGACACUGGAAAGUUCAAGAAGAAGGGUGAAGGAGAAAUACUGGUCCUUCAGGUCAGUCAGAAGGACAGCAGGGUGUAUCUGUGCGAAGCUCAAAGCCAGAGGGGCUCUGAGAGGUCUAGACCUGUGUCUUUGGAGAUCAACACCACCGCAGUCAGCAGUGAGAGUUUUGCGGUAGUUCCCUACAGUAUAUGUGGAGUGGUUUUGGUACUCUACAUCCUGACUGUCGUUGUGAACAUGUACAAGUUUCAAAGUCUUUCCAGGAGGCUGAAGCAGAUUGAGCUGAAGGGGGAACACAUCUACACUGAUCUAAAGGCCUGCAGUGUCGCCUCUGACUAUGACCACCUUCAGCCUCGACAGCCUAAAAUGAUGCUCUCUCCUGAUGUUCCCAGUUCUGAAAACCUGCAAGAAUUACCCUGCAAGCCGAUUUCAAAAACCAACAGCAACCAAAGUAGACGUAAAGACAGGGUUCGAAAUAUGGGGGAGCUACGAGGAGCUCAGCUUCCCUGAAAGACACAUGAGCUCUCCUGGAAGUCCUCAGGUUAAACAUUCUCUGAAUGAACUGAAAUGUAUAUUUUUUGGGGUGGUGAUGGGACAGUGGAUAAGACACAUGCCUUUGGUGCGAUAGA
Molecule: messenger RNA, 1085 nt
Organism: Micropterus dolomieu (smallmouth bass)
Lineage: Eukaryota; Metazoa; Chordata; Actinopteri; Centrarchiformes; Centrarchidae
Product: sialic acid-binding Ig-like lectin 12
Exons: 9
Coding region: 1-966 (321 amino acids)
Source: RefSeq, a predicted model, not a curated record